This is a messenger RNA of Lepus europaeus (European hare), 795 nucleotides long. It is a transcript of the gene FGF3, whose product is annotated as fibroblast growth factor 3. Gene Ontology annotation, molecular function: fibroblast growth factor receptor binding; growth factor activity. The record is from RefSeq and is a predicted model, not a curated record. The transcript is spliced from 3 exons. NCBI's taxonomy places the organism in Eukaryota, Metazoa, Chordata, Mammalia, Lagomorpha, Leporidae. Gene Ontology annotation, biological process: regulation of cell migration; animal organ morphogenesis; cell differentiation. Bases 1 to 795 code for a protein of 264 amino acids. Gene Ontology annotation, cellular component: cytoplasm.
AUGGGCCUGAUCUGGCUGCUGCUGCUCAGCCUGCUGGAGCCCGGCUGGCCCGCGGCGGACCCCGGCGCGCGGCUGCGGCGCGAUGCGGGCGGCCGCGGCGGCGUCUACGAGCACCUUGGCGGGGCGCCCCGGCGCCGGAAGCUCUACUGCGCCACCAAGUACCACCUGCAGCUGCACCCGAGCGGCCGCGUCAACGGCAGCCUGGAGAACAGCGCCUACAGUAUCCUGGAGAUAACGGCGGUGGAGGUGGGCAUCGUGGCCAUCAAGGGGCUCUUCUCGGGGCGGUACCUGGCCAUGAACAAGAGGGGACGGCUCUACGCCUCGGAACACUACAGCGCCGAGUGCGAGUUCGUGGAGCGGAUUCACGAGCUGGGCUACAACACCUACGCGUCCCGGCUGUACCGCUCGGCGCCCGGCGGGCAGGGCGCGCGGCGGCAGCCCGGCGCCGAGAGACCCUGGUACGUGUCCGUGAACGGCAAGGGCCGGCCCCGCCGGGGCUUCCGGACCCGCCGCACGCAGAAGUCCUCGCUCUUCCUGCCGCGCGUGCUGGACCACAGGGACCACGAGAUGGUGCGGCUGCUGCACCGCGGCGCCGCCCGCGUCCUGGCCAGGGGGCUGCAGCCCCGACCCCGGCGGCGGCGGGGGAGGCAGAGCCGCGGACGCCGGCCGGCGCGGGGGCCCGUGCGCGGUCAGGCCCCGCCGCUGGGCAGGGCAGGAGCGGCCGGGGCGCCGCCCUCGGAGACGCCGCUGCUGCGCUGCCGGCGCUCGGCCCCGGCCGCCUCCCCGUGCCCCUGA